Molecule: messenger RNA, 2734 nt
Organism: Pygocentrus nattereri (red-bellied piranha)
Lineage: Eukaryota; Metazoa; Chordata; Actinopteri; Characiformes; Serrasalmidae
Gene: aar2
Product: AAR2 splicing factor
Biological process (GO): spliceosomal tri-snRNP complex assembly
Source: RefSeq, a predicted model, not a curated record
CUGGAAGUUGACUGUUAGACGUUAUUAAUGAACUUCACGUUGUGAAAACGGCGUCUCUCUCUUUUGGGCAGACAUGGCAGGAGCAGACAUGGACCCUGAGGUGGCUUUAGGAUUAUUUGAAGAAGGGGCGACCUUGGUUCUGCUUGGCGUGCCUGAAGGAACUGAGCUGGGCAUCGACUACAAGAGCUGGCAGGUUGGACCACGUUUCCGUGGGGUCAAAAUGAUUCCCCCGGGGAUUCACUUUCUGUAUUACAGCUCUGUAAGCAGUAGAAGCAGUGGUGGGGAGAUCGGCCCCAGAAAAGGCCUCUUCCUCUCCCUGAAGCCCCGGGAGCUAAUUCUGGCCCACUGGGACAUAAAAGAGGAGGAUCUGGACUUUUCUGCCUCUGAAAAUCUUGAAGAGGUUUCUCGAGUGAAAGCAGGGCUUUGUGAACUGGACUCGUACUUGGGACCUUACCCUUACGAAACGCUGAGGAAGUGGGUGUCCCUGACGGAUAAACUUAACCAGGAGGUGGCCGCUGCCCUACAGCCGCUUAGUGGGCGAGUAUGUGCCUUCAGCGACGUCGUUCCUGAGCUCCAGCUGACGCACACUAAAGACAGGGUAGAGCAGAACCUGCCACGCAAUGACACACAGUGCCAGACCAUGAAAGAGGGGCUGGACAGGCUCCCCCGGAUGAAACAGAGGGAAGGGACUGAGCUCCGUUUCUCACAGAUCCCCAAACAGAUGUAUCCCGUAGGGGCCACGCCAGCUCAGAUCACUCAGUGCAGCAUGGAUCUGAGCUACGCGCUCAGCUGCCUGCUGGAGAACUAUCACAAGGAGCACCCACUCAACGUUCUAGGUGAGCUGCAGUUUGCCUUUGUGUGCUUCCUCAUUGGAAAUGUAUAUGAGGCCUUUGAGCACUGGAAGAGCCUGCUGGCUCUUCUGUGUAAGAGCGAGGAGGCCAUGAAGGAGCGGAAGGAUCUGUACCUGGGGCUCAUCACUGUGCUUUACCACCAGCUGGGAGAGAUCCCGCCAGACUUCUUUGUGGACAUUGUGUCCCAAAACAACUUCCUCACUUCUACUCUGCAGGAUUUUUUCCAGUUUGCCGGCGGGCCUGGUGUUGAUAGCAUCUUUCGCAAAAGAGCAGAGAAAUUUAAAGCACAUCUGACCAAGAAGUUCCGCUGGGAUUUCGAUGCAGACCUGGACGACUGUGCUCCGGUGGUGGUGGAGCUUCCAGAGGGAGUCACACUGGACUGAUAGUGAAUGUUUACCACUACAGGUUCAAUUUUCACAUGGGGGGAGAAAUGUACCAGGAUGGCCUGAGCUGUGCAGUGCAGCCGCUGUGCUGUAGAGCACUACUAUUCCUGUUGAAGCACUUGUCUGUGUUGACCGAGAAAUGGCCUAUUGGCACGACGGAUCACGGUCAGGUUCCAGCAAAGCCUGUACACAUUUUUGUUCCAUGGAGGAAAAGAGACUCUGAACUCUGUGUCUCCUGUCAUUUGUAAAUGAAUAUUAUUCACUUCUCUGUAGAGAGAGCCUCAGACAUGAUGGAUAAUUUGUGCUCAGGCAAUUUCUGCCUGUAAAGCACUAUUUGGGCCGGAUUAGUUUUACAUGGGAAGAUGGUAUUAUGAUGAUUAUCAGUGGUUGUCAUUGAUUUUAGAUCCAUCUAAAUUCUCCAUGUCAGUAAUUUUUAUAGACUGCCCCCAUCCAACACCAAGUUAAAUUUUACCUACUAAAAAUGAUUCAUAGUAAUAACCUCUGGUUAUACAGGGAGAUUCACUUGAAAGAGGCCCCGAAUAUUCUAUAAUAACUCUUGCUAGGAUGAAGCAAUCUGAACCAAACAACAUGCGAUGUGCUCCUCAGUAUAUGGAGCUUCGAACAAGCCAGGAUGCCCCUAAAUCAGAACGAAGAGGUAGUCAGCCGACAGCUGACUGCAAAUCUCUGUUUGUAACUUAUGGGUGUGUACCCCCUCGUGUGUCUGGCAGAAAACUGAUCACUUCCAGCAUCACAUGUAAUGCAUUUGAUAACACAUACGUCAAGGUAUGUAAUCUAUUUUUUGGUUAAGAUUGCCUCAUCCUAACGGGAAUUACAGCAGAAUAUUUGGGGCCUCUUUCGAGUGAAUCUCCCUGUAUUUUACCCAUAGAAGUAAAAUCAGGUUAUAUUAAUCCCAUGAUAUACAACGACCCAGUUAUAAUAACCCACUGCUAAAAAACGACUCAUAGAAAUAACCCCAGGUCAUAUUAAUACCACCUGAAUUGCAGGUAAAUAUUCCAUCAUAUCCUGUGGUAAAGGCUGAUGUGUGCUGUACUCCUUUACAUGUACAACUGUGCUCAUUAAAACAUGUAAAGUGAGAGGAAAAAAAAGUCUGUUUCACUGUCUAUAGAUUCCCUAGCUAAAGUCAACACUAAUGAGUGGGAUAAACAUAACUAUGAUUAAAUUAAAAAUUCUGACACAUUUUCUGCUUGUGAGCUUUUGGAGAAUCGAGUAUGGAGUAACAACUGUGAUUAAAUUGAGUAGCCACUCCCAUCUCUAAUUCCUACCAAUAUUUGUUACCCUGUGCAUAUCAGUCUUAAACAUAACAGGCGUCCUGUGGUUAAAAUUACACCUACUUAUGUAAAACUAGUCCUGUCCAAAAAGUAAUUAAUUCAUGCUGUCUGACUUCAGAGACAGAAGAUGGUGUUAGAUAUAUGCUGUUAAAUCAAUGUAACAUAUUUUGGAUCAUUCCUUUUUUAAUAAAGUUAAUUGGGUGUUAACUUU